Puma concolor (puma) is the source of this 468-nucleotide messenger RNA. NCBI's taxonomy places the organism in Eukaryota, Metazoa, Chordata, Mammalia, Carnivora, Felidae. The record is from RefSeq and is a predicted model, not a curated record.
AAGAGUUGGACGCUUACCCAACUGAGCCACCCAGGAAUCUUCAAAAAUCCACCUCUGCUCUUUGAGAUGCUGCCCAAACCUGGGAUCUAUUACUUCCCCUGGGAAGUCAGUGCUGGCCAAGUUCCCGACGGGGGCACACUGAGAACAUUCGGAAGGUUGUGCCUCUAUGACAUGACUCAGUCCCGAGUCACCCUGAGGGCUCAGCAUGGAUCUGACGAGCACCAGGUCCUGGUGUGUACCAAGUUGGUGGAGCCGUUCCAAGCCCAAGUGGACUCCAUGUAUCUUGUCCUUGGGGAGCUCGAGCACCAGGUGGCCCCAUCAACCCCCGACCUCCGCCCUCUUGGGUCCCACCUGUUGAUGGAGAAGGUUCACCUGCUCUGUGGAUUCCCAGCAUGAUGGUUUCAAGGUGUCCUGCCGCACCGGGCCUUCUGCGUGUCCCAGUCAACCCACCCUCCCGUGGUCCACAAC